Molecule: messenger RNA, 465 nt
Organism: Symbiodinium pilosum
Lineage: Eukaryota; Dinophyceae; Suessiales; Symbiodiniaceae
Source: the annotation of a GenBank genome assembly
AUGGAGUUGCCCCCAGCUGGAGAGAGGAAGUCCCUCCAAGUGCCUCCAGACUUCAGCAUCCGCAGCGUUGACUCUACGGCCUCUCCAGGUGCUGGAUAUAUCAGCCUCAGCGAGGAGCAGAAGGCCAGAGAGAUGUCGAAGUUGCAGCACAUGAUCCGCGACUUCGUGAUGGAGUUUCUGCAGGGUGUAUUCUUAGAUGCCGUCCUUGAAGAUGGGUCUUUGGUGCCUUGUCGCUGUGUUAUGGACAGCAAGCUGUCCAUACUCAUGCUGCAGGUGCACUCCACAACUCGUACGGUGGACUUGACCAGCAUCCAGGAGAUCUGCUCAGGAGGGGAGCUCAAGGACCUUCAGGUGACAACCCCAUUGGACGAAAACUGCGUAACUUUAGUAAUGGCUGAUGACCAAUGCGUUUCUUUCAAGUUCGCAGACAGGCAGGCGAGGGAGCAUUUCGCCACCUGCAUGAAG